UUUAAACAAGUAUAAACUUACUUACCUGUGGAAGAAACAUAUGUGGGGGAGAGGAAAAAAAAUAACAUUCAGACAAAAAAGGUAUGUUAAACAAACAUAUGCUUACUCACGUGGUAGAGAAACCUUAUAUAUGUGAGUUAUGCAACAAGUCAUUUAGAAGAAAGGGUCAUUUAAAUGAGCAUAUGGUUAUUCACACAGGAGAGAAACUUCACAUGUGUGAGGUAUGUAAAAAGUCAUUUAGACGAAGGGGAGAUUUCAACAAGCAUAUACUUAUCCAUACAGGGGAGAAGCCUCAUAUCUGCGAGGUAUGCAGCAAAUCAUUUCGACAACACAAUGCUUUAUACAAGCAUAUGCAUAUUCACUCAGGAGAGAAACCUCAUUUGUGUGAAGUAUGUAAUGUGUCCUUUAGACAAAAGAGUGAUUUAAGCAAGCAUAUACUUAUUCACACAGGAGAGAAACCUUAUGUGUGUGAGGUAUGUAGCAAGCCAUUUAGAAAAAAGGAUCAUUUAAAUGAGCAUAUGCUUAUUCACACAGACGAGAAACCUCAUGUUUGUCAGAUAUGUACCAGAACAUUUAGACGGAAGCAUGAUUUAAAUGAGCAUAUGCUGAUCCAUACAGCAGAAAAACCUCAUGCAUGUGAGGUAUGUAACAUGUCAUUUAGACAGAAGAGUGCUUUAAAUAGGCAUUUGCUCAUUCACUCAGGAGUGAAAUGUCAUGUGUGUGAAGUAUGUCACAAGACAUUUAGACAAAAGCGUGAUUUGAAUGAGCAUCUGCUGAUUCACACAGGGGAGAAACCUCGUACAUGUGAAGUGUGUAACAAGUCAUUUAGACAAAAGAGUACUUUAAACACGCAUAUGCGUAUUCACACAAGUAGCCAAGGCCACAUCGGUAACAAGUCAUUUGCUCAAAAAAGACAUUUAAACAAGCAUAUGCUCCUUCACACAAAAGAGAGACCUCAUGUGUGUGAGGUAUAUAACAAGUCAUUUACUGAAAAAGUUUAUUUGAACAAGCAUAUGCUCCAUCACACAGGAGAGAGACCUCAUGUGUGUGAGGUAUGCAACAGGUCAUUUGCUCAAAAAAGUUAUUUAAACAAGCAUAUGCUCCUUCACACAAAAGAGAGACUUCAUAUGUGUGAGGUAUGUAACAAGUCAUUUACUCAAAAAAGUUAUUUAAAAAAGCAUAUGCUCAUUCACACAGGAGAGAAAUGUCAUAUGUGUGAGGUAUGUAACAAGUCAUUUACUGAAAAAGGUCAUUUAAACAAGCAUAUGCUCUUUCACACAGGAGAGAGACCUCAUGUUUGUCAGGUAUGCGACAAGUCAUUUGCUCAAAAAGAUGAUUUAAACAGACAUAUACUUAUUCAUACAGGAAAGAAACCUCAUGUAUGUGAGGUAUGCAAUAAAGCAUUUACUCAAAAAUGUCAUUUAAACAAACAUAUGCUUCUUCACACAGGAGAGAAACCUCAUGUGUGCGAGGUAUGCAACAAGUCAUUUGCUCGUAAAGAAGACUUAAACAAACAUAUACUUAUUCAUACAGGAAAGAAACCUCAUGUGUGUGAUGUAUGCAAUAAAGCAUUUACUCAAAAAAGUAAUUUAAACAAACAUAUGCUUCUUCACACAGGAAAGAAACCUCAUGUGUGUGAGGUAUGUAACAAGUCAUAUGCUCGGAAGGAUGAAUUAAACAGGCAUACACUUAUUCAUACAGGAAAGAAACCUCAUGUAUGUGAGGAAGGACGGGAAAGAAACCUCAUGUGUGAUGUACAUAACAAGUCAUUUGCUCGAAAAACGUGUUUAAAUGAACAUAUACUUAUUCAUACAGGAGAGACACCUCAUGUGUGUGAUUUUUGUAACAAGUCAUUUACUCAAAAAGGUCAUUUAAAUAAGCAUAUGCACCUUCACACAGGAGCGAGACCUCAUGUGUGUGAGGCAUGUAACAAGUCAUAUGCUCAAAAAAGUUAUUUAAUCAAGCAUAUGCUCUUUCACACAGGAGAGAGAUCUCAUGUGUGCGAGGUAUGUAACAAGUCAUUUAUUCAAAAAGGUCAUUUAAACAACCAUAUGGUCUUUCACACUGGAGAGAAACCUCAUGUUUGUGAUGUUGUGAGUCAUUUGCUGAAAAAUCUAAUUUAAAAAAGCAUAUAUAUAUACUCACACCGGAGAGAAACUCCAUAAGGUACAUGUGUAACAAAUCUCUUGGGUUAUAGAAAAAUUGAAAGUCUCAUGUCGACACGUAAGAAGGUUAAUGUUUUUUGUGGAAACGUUAGGUUAAUAAGAACUUUGCUCAUGUGUGCAGUAAAGACUUGUCCAUGCUAGAAAGAAAUGUCUUUCUAACGUGGUGUGUUCAACUUGCCAUUUCAUUUUAGUUUUUAAUAAAUCAUUUAUUUGUUUCCACAAGAGAAAAACCUGAUGAUUGCAAGAUAAUUCACAAGUCAUUUUAAACUGCUGCUGAUUUAAUACAACAUUUUCUUAUACUUAGUAAAUAAUGAAUAAUGAAAAUUUAAAGCAACAUAUUUGAACAGUGUUAGAUAGUGAAUUUACUGUUCUGAAUAAGAAAAUUUUAUUGACGUCUUAUUCAUCUCAUUCGGAUACUGUCAUGGAUUGUUUGAAAGCUUGAAAUGUUUAACAUUUUCAUUAGAUUUUUCUAAAAAAGUAUGAAAUAUGUUCUUUUGUGGUAUCUUAAGUGCUGUAAAAUUUAAGUAUUUCUCUCAUCGUCGAAUUGGCUUUUUUAAUGUUGAGAAUGCAUAGAAUUUAGAUUUUUGCAGACUUACGUGCUCAGUAUCGAAUGUUUAAAACAUUAGUUUUAACUAUAUUCUUGAUGCCACUAUGUAGCUUGUAUUGACUUUGAAAGACAUCAAAAUUUCGUGAGGAAGUAAGUUUUUUUUUUGUUUUGUUUGUUUGUUUGUUUGUUUGUGGUAUUUAUGUGUUAAUGCAGCAGCUUUAAUACAAGUUGCCAUAUUUUCAGUAUAUGUCAAACUCUAACAACAUUGUGCAUAACCAUUCUUGAAGCAAUCAUGCUUAUAAUAAUCCUUCAAUCAAGCACUUUUGCCAUUUUGCGUGAUUUUUUUUUUUUUUUUUUUUUUUUUUUUUUUUUUUUUUAAAUUCUGAAGCGUAAAAGCCUUUAUAAACAUAUUGUGAUAUAUUUUGCCUUAGUUUUAAAAUUUGUCCAUGCAGAAUUUGUGAGCAAUUUUUCCGUAGUUCUGUGAUAAAAUUUCUGCAAGAACACAGAAUUUUGAUGAACAUUUUGGGGUAAAAGUAUAUUUUAAGGUACCCCUAGGCGAAACGUGGCGAUUUUUGGUGGUACAUAGAUACCGAAUUUGUGCAAGUCUUUGACUUCUUAUGUUGGCUUGCGUAGCGGCGAUUUUUGUGCAAAAAUCACCACUACACGAAGCCAAAAUAACAAGAGCUGCAUAAACUUGGUGCCCAUGUACAUAUCGACUAUUUUCACUUAAACAAACAUCCCAGAAUUGCACGAAAAUGGCAUUGAGCUCUCCUUGCACUUUAUACAUGUACACAUCGACCUAUUUUCAUUAAAAGAAACAUCAGGGAAUUCACAAACUAGGCUUUGCACACAGUUUGUCCAUGUACACAUCAAUAUAUUUUCACUUAAAAAGUCAAAGGAGCACCUAAUUCUACAGUAGAGGCAAUUAAAAAAUACAUAAUAUCAACAAACUACAUUUUAAACCAAACAAUAAAAUAACAUAAAAAAGGAUUAUGCAUUUAAGCAUUACACAAAGCAAAUACCGACUUACCUCUGUGGCACACAAAAUUCCUUAACAUCAUCCAAAAACUUCCUAAAAUUAUCUGAACUAGAAUCUGUAUAUUGGCAUCGUCACAUAAAUUCGCAAAACUAAGAGUCAGAAACAUCCUACGUAUUCCAGACUAUCCCAAAAAUGCCUACUAAGUAAACCUUCAUUUACACACCAGUCAAUUAAUGCACUUUUUCCCUAUCGUUCCAAAUCGUACAGAAACUUAAUCUUCCUACAUUCAGCCAUUCUACCGUCUAAACAAUGAAACAAGCAAUGUAUUUCCUAAUCACACACACCACAAAAGCUCUUACAAAACAUCUCAUGAUUCAAAAUAUCUCAAAAUAAUGCAAACAAUUAUGUCAUAAUAAAGUUUCCAUAAUAUUCAACUUCAUAAUAUUCAGGUUACCAUAAGUGAAACAAGAAGUUGGCUGUAAACAGAACAACAGCAUGGCAAUAAAGGAAACAACAACUUUGCGAUAAUACCAGAGGUACCCUGAAGUCAACUCCAACCCAUUUUGUAAAUGAAACAAUGAGGAAAUGCUUUUUGUCAUUAGCCAAGUGCUGCAUAAACCCAACUGUCCCAUUUUUUGAGGCAGAAACAGAUAGCUGUGUAUCUAAGGAGGAGAAAACUACAAAAUAAUAACAAAGAUUUGAAAAAGAAUGUGUUUUUUUUAACUCGUCACAUAAUCCUUAUUUUGUAAUUCAAAUUUCUAUGCUCAAGUAUAUUUUCUUUUGAUACAUUGAUAAUUUUUACCAAAUUAUACUAAAUAAUGUUGACAGUUUGGGAAUUUUUCUGAGAUAAAGGCGUGAAAACUACCAACUUGCACCCAAUAAGUAACUUUUAACUUUUGGUCUGUAAAAAGUCAGAAAAUUAUGCUAAGGUUAUCGCUUUCAUAUAUAUAUAGUUUUCUUCUUGCUCGUGUGACCGUGCAAUUGUUUCAGGUACGUUUAUACUUAAAUGUCUGCUCAUGUGUCCGUGCAAUUGUUUCAUGUACAUUUAUACUUAAAUGUCUCUGCUUAUUUUCUAUUAUUAAGUAUUCAGCUUUGACAUCUGGUUACUGUGAAAUAUGCUGACUUUCAUGUUACCACCUUCAAAUUUUUCUUGUUCUGAAAUUCUGAAGAAUUGUUAAAUAUUUCAUUACCAUGUGCAGGCUGUAGCUUGCAAGUGCAUUUUAUUAUGGCUCUUUUUAUGUUAACACAAAAUUUAAAUAUAGUUCUGUGCAGGGCUACCUAGUGGGGGGAGGGGUGGAGCACGUAAAAGUAUAUGGGUGGCAAAAAUCAGGGGCAGCCGGAGUCUGACAGUAACACGACUAAACAUUUUCAAGUCAUUGUAAGUAUUUUUAACUUAAGAGAUAUUCUGUAUAAAAACUGUAUUCAACUGAUGUUCACAAACAUAACUCUUCUAACAGAAAUAAGAAUUCUAAUCUGGCAAAAUUAUUUUCUUGGUGUUACUUUGGUAGAUGGUUGCAUGGAUUUUUGGCCAUUUACAUUGGUGCGAUUUUUACAGUCGACAGCCAUCUUGAAAAACGCUGUGUUUACAUAUUUUACACUUAGUAAAGUAUUCAAAACUUUAAAAAAAAUCAUAAAAAUAAAUAUCAUAAAAAAUAAUGGAUUAAUUUUUUGUUGAA
Messenger RNA from Stegodyphus dumicola, 5367 nucleotides. RefSeq lists its product as uncharacterized. Gene Ontology annotation, biological process: regulation of transcription by RNA polymerase II. Lineage: Eukaryota; Metazoa; Arthropoda; Arachnida; Araneae; Eresidae. Gene Ontology annotation, molecular function: RNA polymerase II cis-regulatory region sequence-specific DNA binding; DNA-binding transcription repressor activity, RNA polymerase II-specific. The record is from RefSeq and is a predicted model, not a curated record. Gene Ontology annotation, cellular component: nucleoplasm.